Messenger RNA from Jatropha curcas, 737 nucleotides. Its product is annotated as Reticulon family protein. Gene Ontology annotation, biological process: response to bacterium. The record is from RefSeq and is a predicted model, not a curated record. Lineage: Eukaryota; Viridiplantae; Streptophyta; Magnoliopsida; Malpighiales; Euphorbiaceae.
AACACAUCCAAUUUAUUUGGUUACAGAGAGAAUUUUAUAUAACUAAGAAAAAAAAAUUAUGUCACAUAAUUAUUCAUCAGAUUCAGAUGAUGAAAUCAUUUCAAAGGGGAAGAAGCUCUUUGGGAGGCAAAGAUCAAUCCAUGAUGUUCUAGGAGGAGGAAAAGUUGCAGAUGUUUUAUUAUGGAAAAACAUAAAUGUAUCAGCAGCACUUACAAUUGGGAUGAGUAUUAUAUGGUUUCUUUUUGAGGUGGUUGAAUACAACUUUGUCACUCUUCUAUGUCACAUUUCCAUCACCGCAAUGCUUGUUGUCUUCAUUUGGUGCACCCUUGCUGAUUUUUUCAAUUGGAGUCCUCCAAAGAUACCAAGAAGCAUAUUUGAUGGACAAGCAUUUCAAGAAUUUGGUUCUUCCUUCCAUGAAAGGUUCAAUCAAGCUUUGUCAAAGCUGCUUGACAUUGCAUAUGGAAAAGAUCCAGUACUCUUCAUUCUGACAAUUAUUUCUCUCUACAUAUUAUCGAUGAUCGGAGGCUAUUUCACUUUCUUGAAUUUUAUUUACUUCGGUUUUCUUUGCUUCCAAACACUCCCAUUUCUGUAUAACCGAUACGAAGCAGAAGUCGACGAGUUUGUUGGCAGGUUAUUCCGACAACUGAAGAAAACCUACCGAAGGUUUGAUUCGAACGUUCUUAACAAAAUACCAAGAGGUCCGGUGAAGGAAAAGGUCAAAUAAAUUACUAUUUAUG